Molecule: messenger RNA, 3520 nt
Organism: Aureobasidium subglaciale EXF-2481
Lineage: Eukaryota; Fungi; Ascomycota; Dothideomycetes; Dothideales; Saccotheciaceae
Product: glycoside hydrolase family 31 protein
Exons: 2
Coding region: 249-3383 (1044 amino acids)
Biological process (GO): carbohydrate metabolic process
Molecular function (GO): hydrolase activity, hydrolyzing O-glycosyl compounds; carbohydrate binding
Source: RefSeq, a predicted model, not a curated record
GUCACUUGCCCUGCCUGCUGCCCUUGCCAAACUGAAAAUGGCUUGGUGGUCGCUCGAUGUGGUCGCUUGCAAGCCUUUCACUACGGCGUGUUGUUUGUGUGUGACAGUACCGGUAAGUAAUAUUAGGUAGUGAUGUGCUUGUGAUACCGGGACAUUUACUCGUGAAUUUCUACCGCGCGGAAGGUACGAGGCAAACUUCCUUCGCGUUAAUAGUCCUUGUCAACUAUGUGCGCGCAUAGACGCCCACCAUGUUUCUCUCCCUCAAAUCUCCCGACACACAACAAGUUCUUGUCAUCCUGUUACUCUGUCUCCUCGAGGCCAUCGACAGCAUGAUUUUCCCUCCGUCCAAGAGGGUCGCCCUCUUCGUCUUGCCUGUGUCAGCAACCAUCUCGGAGCCAGUGACCACUACUUGGAGCAAGGGUCGUUAUCCUACCAAGCCUCUGAACUAUGCGCCUCUUGCUACCACCUGGUCUGGUACCACCGCAUCGAUCCUGGUGAACGGCACUUCAUCAACCUUCACUGCUCAGUACACCCUCCCGGCCUCUGUCGAUCGUGGCGAGCACUUGCUUCCCAACGUCGAGGAUCCCGAGGCCAAGGUUGCUCAAAGCAUCUGCCCUGGUUACAAGGCCUCGAAUGUCGUGCACACCCAACACGGUUUCACUGCUACUCUGAACCUUGCUGGUCAGGCUUGUAACAUCUACGGCGCCGAUAUUGACGUCCUCAACCUCACAGUUGCCUACCAGUCUGCCCACCGUUUGGCAGUCGAGAUCACUCCCGCUCACAUUACUGCCGAGAAUGCUAGCUGGUACAUCUUGCCUUCCGAGCAAGUCUACAAGCCCAAGCAGUCCGUUCCCGACGAGGCUACCCAAGACAUUGACCUUCAAUUCGUCUGGUCAAAUCACCCUACCUUCUCCUUUGCGGUCUUGAGAAAGUCAACUGGCGAUGUUCUGUUUUCUACCGAGGGCACAGUCCUUGUCUAUGAGAACCAGUUCAUCGAGUUUGUGUCUGCCUUACCCGAGAACUACAAUCUCUAUGGCUUGGGAGAGCGUCUUCACAACAUCAGACUCGGCAACAAUCUGACUGCUACCAUCUUCGCUACGGACGAUGGCGAUCCUCUAGAUGUCGGCCUCUACGGCUCUCACCCUUUCUACCUGGACACAAGAUACUACGAGCAAGAUCCUGAGACGAGUGCUCUGACUCUCUUGACCGGUAAUGCUAGCGAUGACGCCAACUACAUCUCGUACAGCCAUGGUGUCUACCUGAGAAACUCCCAUGGAAUGGAGCCUAUCUUGAACGCCAGAAACAUCACAUGGAGAACUCUCGGUGGUAACAUCGAUCUCUACUUCUUCGACGGCCCUACUCAGGUCGAAGUCACCAAGCAGUACCACAAUGGUGCCAUCGGUAUGCCUGCGAUGCAGCAAUACUGGACUUUUGGCUACCACCAAUGCCGUUGGGGCUACAAGAAUUGGACUAUGAUGCAAGAAGUCAUUGACACUUUCGCCAAGUUUGAGAUCCCUCUCGAGACUAUCUGGAAUGACAUCGAUUACAUGUACCAGUACAGAGACUUCGAGAACGAUCCUAAUGCUUUCCCGUACGAACAAGGCAAGAAGUUCAUCGAUGAGCUGCACGCCAAUGGUCAGCAUUACGUUCCGAUCGUCGACUCCGCUAUCUACCAUCCUAACCCCGAUAACGCUUCCGAUGCUUACUCGGUAUACAGCCGUGGUAAGGAUAUGGACGUGUUCAUGAAGAACCCUGAUGGCUCCGAGUACAUUGGCGCUGUCUGGCCGGGCUUCACCGUCUUCCCUGAUUGGCACGCCGUGAACACUACACAGUGGUGGUUUGAGUCGAUGAACGAUUGGUGGCAGAAGUUCCAAGUUGAUGGUAUCUGGAUUGACAUGUCAGAGGUCAGCUCUUUUUGUAUCGGCAGCUGUGGAACCGAUCAUCUGCACAUGAACCCCGUUCACCCACCCUUCGAUCUUCCAGGUGAGCCUGGCUCCGUUGAUUACAACUACCCCGAGGGCUUCAAUAUCACCAACAGUACCGAAGCCGCUGUCGCCUUGUCAAAGGCCUUGGCUCAGGCAUCGUCCAACUUGGCUGAGCAAGGUCCCUCGACGACUGAUACCCGCCCAUAUCUCCGUACCACACCCACUCCCGGCGUUCGUAACAUCAACCACCCUCCAUAUGUUAUCAAUGGUCACCUCGGCGAUUUGGCUGUUCACGCUGUAUCGCCCAACGCCACUCAUGCCAGCGGGGUUCAAGAGUAUGACGUCCACAACCUCUUUGGAUACGAGAUUCUCAAUGCCACGUACAUCGCUCUGACCAAGAUCGUCCAGGCCAAGCGUCCCUUCAUCAUUGGCCGUAGCACGUUCGCAGGCGCCGGUCAAUUCGCCGGACACUGGGGUGGCGACAACUAUGCCACCUGGGAGUCCAUGAUGUUCAGCAUCCCUCAGGCUCUCUCGUUCUCUCUUCUCGGUAUCCCGAUGGUUGGUCCUGACACUUGCGGCUUUUAUGGAAACUCAGACGAGGAGCUUUGCAGUCGCUGGAUGCAGCUCAGUGCUUUUUUCACUUUCUACCGUAACCACAACGCUCUGGACGACAACUCUCAAGAGCCUUAUGUGUGGGGCUCUGUCAUUGAUGCCAGCAAGCGUGCCAUGGCCAUUCGCUACUCGCUUCUUCCUUACAUGUACACCUUGCUCCACAUGGCACAUACCACUGGCAGCACUGUGAUGCGCGCCAUGACCUGGGAAUUUCCUAAUGACCCUAGCCUUGUCGCUGCUGACCGUCAGUUCAUGCUCGGACCUAGCUUGUUGAUCACUCCUGUUCUCCGCCCUCUGGUCACUACUGUCAACGGUGUCUUUCCUGGUAGUAAGGAUGGAGUUGUCUGGUAUGACUGGUACACGCAGACUGCUGUCAACGCUAUCCCUGGCGCCAAUGUCACCAUGGACGCACCUCUUGGCCACAUUAACGUCCAUAUUCGUGGCGGCAGUGUAUUACCUCAACAAGAAGCUGGUCUCACUACUAGAGCUUGCAGAAGCUCUCCUUGGAGUGUCAUUGCCGCGCUGUCAAUUGACGGUACAGCUACUGGCAGCUUGUACAUUGACGACGGUGAAAGCAUCAUCCAGAAUGCAACCCUCUUCGUUGACUUCACAGCCAAGAAGCAACAUCUCUACGCCUCUGCUCGCGGUACCUGGCAGGAGAAGAAUGCUUUCGCCAACAUUACUGUUCUUGGUGUGCAGGAAGAGCCUCAGACCGUGUCGUUUGACGGCCAGGUUCUGACGGCCGGUGUCGACUAUAACGGUACUAGCAAGGUACUCAAGGUUACUGGCCUGCAAGACGCUACUUCUUCGGGUGCAUGGGCACGGGACUGGAUCCUCGAGUGGUAGGAGAGAACGAGAAGCGUUGAACGAUUUUACGAUAUGAAGGCCUGAUGAUGGUUUUUCAAUGUUGCUAGGAGAAAAAGUCUCCGUAGAUGUAAAGUACAGAGCUGCUCAUACAUUCAUGCUUCGUGUAAUGUGCGACU